CCCCUUGUCAUUUCCGCUAUAAUAGAGUAGUCGUUUGGUCUGCUAUUGAGAGGAUCUGAUUCUGCCAUAUUAUAUAUCAAGCAAAGAAACAUGAACCGGCGUUUUUCAGAAAAGUUUCCUUCUGCUAAAAGUCAAAAGGGAUCGGUCUAUUGCAGUAUAUGUGAUAUCGUCUGCUCAAGCCAAGAGUCGCUGGCUAUGCACAUUGAUGGAAAAAAACAUAAGCACUUUGCUGCAAAGGUUAAUAAUCCAUCGGAAUAUUGCAGUUUUUCUGCAACGGUUAAUAAUCCAUUGGAAUCAACAUAUUGCAGUGUAUGUGACAUCAACUUGCAAAACCAAAAUGUGCUGGCUAAGCACCUUGCUGGAAAAAAACACAAGAUACAAUUAGGUCUAGAGAUUUAUGUCAAAAACAAACCGGGACCGGCAUCAGAAAGUUUGCCCAGCUGUAAAUCGGAUAAUACUGCUAAUAAAUCUGAUGAGGAAAGAAUGCAAAAAAAGUCAAGCAUAAAAUUAGAAGAGACGAGACCUCCAAUUAAAAGAGAUGCAAAUCUGAAAGGAGAGGAUCCCAAAAAUGAAAAUUCACCUCAGUUUGAAAGUAUCCAAGAACUGCAGGAAUUUUUGACAAACUAUAAGAUUGAGAAUGAAGAAGAUGCUGCUUUUGCUUAUCAAACAAGUCGGUUACUAUCCAAUUUAGUUUUAAGUUACACAAGUAGACGCAAAAUAAAGGUGGGGGGAAAGCAAGCAAAAAUUCCAAAAGUGGAACCUGUUUCAACAUUUGACAAUGAAAAUGUUUUAAGGAGCCAGGAGGAAGAAAAGCAAGCGGAAACUCCAAAAGUGGAACCCGUUCAGAAAUCUUACAAUGAAAACAUUUUGUUAAGGAGCCAGGAGGAAGAAAAGCAAGAGGAAACUCCAAACGUAGAACACGUUCCAACAUUUGACAUUGGUGGUUUUUAUGGUGUCCUUAAUAAUAAAUCAGAAGAAGAAAUUAAAUCUUCCAUACAAGAAUUAACAGAAAUUCUGAAGCAACAGUUGCCGUCAAUGUGAAAAAGAUAUUCUACAAUUAAAUCUAUAUCGUUUAACUUUAUUUUCUGAUCUGCAUUGGUAUCUGAAUCGAUGUAAUAUAGUGUUGAUGGUUGAAUAAAAUUACAGUGUAUGUUUCUGUUUGUGUAUCUACAACAAAACAUUUCUUGGUCAGCUCAGCUCUUGGUCUAAAAAAUCUAAAGAACCUAAAAAAAAAACUAGGUUUAAUUUCUCCUGUAAUACCUAGGUAUGCUAUUCAAUUUUUAGAACAAUCCUGUCACUUGGCUCUAAUGCAUAUAUAUUGAUUGUUUGAAUGUACAAAAUCUCUAAAUAUUUGAUUAGGCUGGUUUGUCCAUUAAUUGUUUAACAGUUAGUAGUUUUAUGGCAUUACUACUACUUUCUACUUUCCAAUGCUAUUAGAUAUCUUGUUUUUAAUUAUUAUUGUUCUUAAUCAAAUGUGAUUAUGCAAAGAGUUAAACUAAUUUGUACUUAGGUAUAAAUAGACUACUCUUGCUAGUACACCUCAAUCUAUGAAUAAGCGCCACUAGGGGGCGCGAAACGCGUCAGACUGCUCAUACUAGUGUCUGCCUUCUGCCUGGGAACACUGCUUGUUUUAACCACUUUUCAAUAAAGGUAUGUUUUAACUAA
This is a messenger RNA of Bombina bombina (fire-bellied toad), 1665 nucleotides long. RefSeq lists its product as uncharacterized. Bases 91 to 1041 code for a protein of 316 amino acids. Gene Ontology annotation, molecular function: zinc ion binding; double-stranded RNA binding; single-stranded RNA binding. The record is from RefSeq and is a predicted model, not a curated record. NCBI's taxonomy places the organism in Eukaryota, Metazoa, Chordata, Amphibia, Anura, Bombinatoridae. The transcript is spliced from 17 exons. Gene Ontology annotation, cellular component: precatalytic spliceosome.